UCCCGGACCAGCAGCCAGAAGCCGAGGGCGAGCCGCGAGGCCCAGCGCGAGUCAGGAAGCAGGAUGAAUCUUCGCGGGAUAGCGUGACUGGAGCGAUGGAGGUGAUCUCGACGCGUCGAUACGAGGCUCGGCCUCCGGCCGAUUCUCAUGCUUCUAUUCUAGUCGAUCCGAUGAACGCCGUCGCCACGGUCAAGGAAGAGGAAUGGGAAACGAGAAAGAAGAAGGAGAUCACGACGACGCGCCAGAUCGAGACCCGUGUCAAGCGUCAAGUCGUCCUGGAGGAUGGCGAGGUCGUCGUCGACUCUGGCCCGCUCGUCACGACAAACACGACGGAAGACGUCGAGCAGCAGGAGCACACCACACAGGAAAGGCGCACGACCGGCGACGAGCCCCAGAAGGUCGAUUGGUCGACCGUGGCCAAGAGCGGCGCCAUCGUCCAGAAGGAGCUCAACGAGACCAUCGUCAAGAGCCGCGAGGAGAUCGAGGAGCUGCUCGAGACCGAGGAUCGCCAGUAUCUCGGCGAUAUUACCGAUGAGGCGUACCUGCAGGCGGUGCGCAACAACCGGGGCGACCUGAGGCUGGCCCUCGCCGAGUCGACGCGCCAAUUGUCCGGGCAGCAGUCGUCGCCAGGGCCCCGAGUCCUCCAGCACACCACGAGGUCGAACAAGGUCGUCGACACGGAGCGCACGCUCGAACGCAGCGAGCUCAAACAGGACGGGCAGAUCGUCACCGAGAGGAAGACCACCGUCGAGCACGAGGAGAUAAAGGACGACGAGUUGCCACAGGAGCUCAAGGGUUCGGAGGAGAUGCGGGAAACCCGGAAAGAGGCGACCCAACGCUACUCCAAGACUCGGGACGAGGACAUCGUCGACUACGUCUGCAACGGGGAGCGGUUGGCUCGCGAGAUGCGCUAUGUCUCGGAGACGACGGAGGCGGAACGGACGGGAGAUUGGCCAUCGGAGCCGCGCUCCACGCGUCACCACAAACACGACACGCCGAGCAGCGUUGGCGCGUCGCGUAAGGAGCUGGAGGAGGAGGACGAGGCGCGCAAGUUCGAGACGUCCAAGUGGCUGGAAAGCCACUUUGGCAGCGAGUCCCGCUCGUCCAAGGGCUCGAUCGACGACGAGCCCGCCCCGGGCGGCACGAGUUACAUCAACGUCACGAUGAAGUCCUCGUGCGCGCCCCAGCAACGGCGCACCGUCAGGGAGCCGAGCUCACCCAGCCGCUACUUCCGGGGCAUCAGCGAGUGGUCCGAGAGAUACCAGUCCACGGAAAAGCAGCAUAACGAUGUCCGAGCCAAGUCACCGCCUCAGUACAUCCUGGAAACGACUAGGGAAUCGACGCACCUGAACGGCCAUCAGCCGUCGCAGGAAAGCCAAAACUCGAGGAGUCAGAAGGAGACAUCUUACGCGCGUAGUUACGACAUGUCGCGGCGUCAUCAGGAACGUCACUCGCCCCCGCAUGAGACGCGCGAGAAGCCGAAAAUCGAUCCGCCAUCACCGCCGCUUCGCAGGAAAGCUCGAGAGCAGCAGGCGACGAAGACAAAGUCGAGGACGGAGCGGGUGUACCAGCGGGAGCGGUCGCUGGAGCGCGCGGGCAGUCCGGUGCACGUGGUGCAGCGCACGUGGGAGAACCGGAGCCGUGACGCGUGGGAGGAGCGUCGGGGUCGAGGGGGAACCGAGUCCAGGUCGGUCUCGCCCUCGCCCGCGAGGACCGACGGCAAGAAGGACGACCACGGCAGACCCUCCAAAUGUAAAUUGCUUUCUUUUCCUGUUUUCCACUUGGCUUGUGCCCACUUUGCCCAUCCCUUCCCUCUUCAUCCCCCGCCCGCUGGCCCAUCCUACCCGUUCCGCCAUCCAUCGAGUGCCAUUGUUCACCAUUGUUGGCGUGAAAUCCCCUCGUUUACCGGAUGCGCGCCGCUUUCGUUACGUUUCAUUUGUUCCCCGCUAUUACCGCUGAUUUUUCUUUCAUUCUUCGUCCGAAAACUCGAGCUCUGCGUCCAAGCCGAGUAUGUGUCCCCACAUUCAAUAUCUCAAUACAAAAUCCUUGAAAAUAAAGUAAUGUGCCUCUCCCGGUCGCCAGCCCCGAGCCCCUCCAAGUACAAGAUCGGCGAGUCCUUCCGGAAACUGAUGGGUCGGCUGCGCUCGGCUAGUUCCGAUCGUCGUGGUAAGCGCUCGACCUCCCAGUUGACGCAGACGGAGGACGAGGGGGGCUCGACCUACCUCCAAUACAACUCGGUCGACCGGAACGUGCCCCUCGGUCCGGAUUACGAGAACUCGGAGGAUCGGCCACCGGAGCGCCCGGCCCGAUCAUCACGCGAGCCCAAGAGCUCGUCCUAUCAGCAGUCCAGCGGCCAGAGGCAUGGCCCCGAGGCCCCGACGAAGCCCGAGCAGCCGAUACACCGGUACUACCUCGGGGAAGAUCCCUUUGGGGGCAGCAUUUACGGCCGCGAGAAGGGCUAUCGGGACAGUAAGCCUCACUCUUCGAGGCACCGCUCUCGGAACGUUGAGGUGGAGAACAGCGCGGGCUCGAGUUCGCUCGGGCGCUUCUCCAGGUCGACGAGCAGACUGGCCAACGGCCACGAGCGCGGCGAACACGAGCGCACCAGUGCUCAGACCCUGCCUCGGAAAAUGCACAUCUCGAACCACUCCCGUCAGCAGCAGCAGCAGCAGCAGCAGCAGCAGCAACAACAACAACAACAACAACACUCGACAACGACGACGACGACGACGACGACGACGACGACGACGACGACGACGACGUCGACUCGGCGACUAACGAACGGCGCUUCGCCCGUCGCUCGUUUCGCUACAACCACGACCAGCAGCAGCAGCAGCAACGGAGGCAGCGGGGGUGGCAGCAAUAGCCACGAGCCUCCUCGUCAGUACGGCAGCAUGAUAAACGUCUCGUUUCGCAACACCGUCACUUCGCCCAAGACCACCCACUUUGUCCAGACGUCGAUCAACACCCAGCCCCACCAGAUCCCGCCACCCCAAAAGCCCGAGCGCACCUACAAGUCCACGCUCUCGCGCAGCAAAAGCUUCAAUGUCGAGAUCGCGGACAACGGGGUCGUGAGCACACCAAGGAGCAACGGCUACGUCAACAACAUCCGCUCGAGCUCGCACCUCAACCGCCUCGACGAGACGCCGCCGUUAAAAAGCCCCGGGAUACUCGCGAGCAUCAGCCGCAGCAAUAGGGAUUUGAUGAGGAAUGGCAGGCACGAGUAUUGACGUACCCUUUAUCUUUCAUUGUAUACGCUUCACAUUUAAGAGGUUUGCGUUCUUAGGUACUACGUUCCACAGA
This is a messenger RNA of Ceratosolen solmsi marchali, 3303 nucleotides long. It is a transcript of the gene chas, whose product is annotated as chascon. The transcript has 13 exons. Lineage: Eukaryota; Metazoa; Arthropoda; Insecta; Hymenoptera; Agaonidae. The coding region runs from base 96 to 3230 and encodes 1044 amino acids. The record is from RefSeq and is a predicted model, not a curated record.